GGACCACCACCACCACUAGCUCUUUCUUAGCUCUCCAUUAAUACAGAACCUUGAAGACCUUCCCUUUACAUUCCUGAUUCUGAGAUGGAAGCGCAACAUUCUGGACACGGGCAUAUAAUUGAAGUGCAUGGAGAUGUGAAAGAUAUUGAGUCAAGCUUGCGUGGUAACAAGGUUUGUGCGGAAGCACCAUGUGGAUUUUCAGAUCCUAAUAACAGUUCCAAAGAUGCUAAGGAACGAUCAGCAUCAAUGCGGAAGCUUUUGAUAGCAGUUGUGCUCUGUGUCAUUUUCAUGACUGUGGAAGUUGUUGGGGGUAUUAAAGCCAAUAGUCUUGCUAUUAUGACUGAUGCAGCUCAUCUAUUGUCGGAUGUUGCAGCAUUUGCAAUUUCCUUGUUCUCGCUAUGGGCAUCCGGAUGGGAAGCAACUCCACGCCAGACUUAUGGCUUCUUCAGAAUUGAAAUACUCGGCACACUUGUUUCCAUUCAGAUGAUAUGGCUUCUUACUGGGAUUCUUGUUUAUGAAGCCAUUGCUAGACUCAUUAAUGAGACCGGUGAAGUUAAGGGAUUUUUGAUGUUUGUUGUUUCUGCAUUUGGUUUAGUGGUUAAUAUUGUUAUGGCGUUCCUGUUGGGUCAUGAUCAUGGCCACGGGGAGCAUGAUCAUGGUCACGGUCAUGACCAUGGUCACAACCACAGCCAUAGUAACCACAAUCAUGGACACAGUGGACAUCAUCAUAACAAUGAGGACCAUCACGAUCAUGGACAUGAUGAUGGGCACCAUCAUUCUGAGGGAGGAGAUCACACACAUCCACUGCUGAAUGAAAAUGCAAAACAGAAGAAACAACGAAAUAUCAACGUGCAAGGUGCUUAUCUUCAUGUACUCGGUGACCUCAUUCAAAGUAUUGGAGUUAUGAUAGGUGGAGCAGUCAUAUGGUACAAGCCAGAGUGGAAGAUUAUUGACUUGAUAUGCACGCUUGUAUUCUCAGUAAUUGUGCUAUGGACAACGAUCAAAAUGAUGCGCAACAUUUUGGAGGUUCUUAUGGAGAGCACUCCGAGAGAAAUUGAUGCCACAAAACUUGAGAAAGGUCUCUGUGAGAUGGAUGAGGUUGUGGCAGUUCAUGAACUACAUAUUUGGGCCAUUACUGUUGGGAAGGUGCUGCUGGCUUGCCAUGUCAUUGCUAGGCCGGAUGCGGAUACUGACAUGGUACUAGAGAAGGUGAUAGACUAUAUCAAGAGGGAAUAUAAUAUCACUCAUGUUACUAUUCAGAUAGAGCGUCAGUAAUCUGGACUCGGAUGAUUUGCGUCAUCACUCGGGUGUUGUAACUAGGUUGGUUGGUUUCUCUUAGACUGACGUUUCUUAUAAUAUCCAUCUUCUAUUGCUUGCUUUCUACAUUCCUUCGUGAUUCAUCCCUCAUUGCCUUAACUCCUAUUCAUGCUAAGAUUAAAAAAACUAUUCCAUCUCUCUAUGCU
Fragaria vesca subsp. vesca is the source of this 1463-nucleotide messenger RNA. RefSeq names its product metal tolerance protein 1-like. Gene Ontology annotation, cellular component: vacuole; plasma membrane. Gene Ontology annotation, molecular function: zinc ion transmembrane transporter activity. Gene Ontology annotation, biological process: zinc ion transmembrane transport. The transcript is spliced from 2 exons. The record is from RefSeq and is a predicted model, not a curated record. Lineage: Eukaryota; Viridiplantae; Streptophyta; Magnoliopsida; Rosales; Rosaceae. The coding region runs from base 85 to 1275 and encodes 396 amino acids.